Molecule: messenger RNA, 609 nt
Organism: Carassius auratus (goldfish)
Lineage: Eukaryota; Metazoa; Chordata; Actinopteri; Cypriniformes; Cyprinidae
Product: 40S ribosomal protein S12
Exons: 6
Coding region: 181-579 (132 amino acids)
Biological process (GO): translation
Cellular component (GO): ribosome
Molecular function (GO): structural constituent of ribosome
Source: RefSeq, a predicted model, not a curated record
CACACAGUAAGUAAAUUCUAUACACCGUGUGUACAAGUUCCUCGUGGCUCUCCAUGCAGGCAGUGAAAUGGACACCAUCAGGGCCCUUCGCGCUUAAAACAAUGCUGUCGGCGAUAUGACGUCCUCUUUACCCGCAGUCAGAGAGAAGAUUUUUAUCCUCUCAUCCAUCGCUAAUCUACAAUGGCCGAGGAAGGCAUCGCUGCCGGAGGUGUGAUGGAUGUCAACACGGCUCUGCCUGAAGUGCUGAAGACCGCACUCAUCCACGACGGUCUGGCCCGCGGUAUCCGUGAGGCCGCCAAGGCCCUGGACAAGCGCCAGGCUCAUCUUUGCGUCCUGGCAGCAAACUGUGAUGAGCCCAUGUACGUCAAGCUGGUGGAGGCUCUCUGUGCCGAGCAUCAGAUCAACCUUAUCAAGGUUGAUGACAAUAAGAAGCUUGGUGAGUGGGUUGGUCUGUGCAAGAUCGACAGAGAGGGCAAACCCCGCAAGGUGGUGGGCUGCAGCUGUGUAGUCAUUAAGGACUAUGGCAAAGAGUCGCAGGCUAAGGACGUCAUUGAGGAGUACUUCAAAUCUAAGAAAUAAGGCGCCAAAUAAAAGAUCUUUUGGAAAUUA